CCGCGCGGGGCCGCCCGCCGCGGGCUCGGGGCCAGCCAUGCGCCCGCCGCGCCUGCCGCCGGCCCCCUGGCUCUGCGUGCUGCUCGGCGCCCUGGCCUGCGCCCGCGGACCCUCGGGCGGCCUGGCCGCAGGGCUGCAGCGGGAGGAGUGCAUCUACCUGCAGAUGCUCGAGGUACAGCACCAGCAGUGCCUGGAGGAAGCCAAGGUGGAGAACGAGACGGAAGGCUGUGGCAAGAUGUGGGACAAUCUCACCUGCUGGCCAGCCACCCCCCGGAACCAAGUGGUUGUCUUACCCUGCCCCCCCAUCUUUAAAAUCUUCUCCUCCAUUGAAGGCCGCAACGUGAGCCGCACCUGUACCGACAAGGGCUGGGCGGACCUGGAGCCCGGUCCCUACCCUGAGGCCUGUGGCUUGGAGGACAGGGAUCUGGAUGAGCACCAGACCGUGUUCUACAGCUCGGUGAAGACCGGCUACACCGUUGGUUACAGCCUGUCCCUGGCCGCCCUCGUGAUCGCCAUGACCAUCUUGACCCUGUUCAGGAAGCUGCACUGCACGCGGAACUACAUCCACAUGCACCUCUUCAUCUCCUUCAUCCUGAGGGCGGUGGCCGUCUUCAUCAAAGACUUGGCCCUCUUUGACAGCGACGAGACGGACCACUGCGAGGGCUCGGUGGGCUGUAGGGCAGCCGUGGUCCUGUUCCAGUACUGUGUCAUGGCCAACUACUUCUGGCUGCUGGUGGAGGGCCUCUACCUGUACACCCUGCUCGCCGUUUCCUUCUUCUCCGAGCGGAAGUACUUCUGGGGGUACAUACUCAUCGGCUGGGGGGUACCCAGCACAUUCACCAUGAUAUGGACCAUCGUCAGGAUCCAUUUUGAGAAUUAUGGAUGCUGGGACACCAUCAACUCUCCACUGUGGUGGAUCAUAAAGGCCCCUGUCCUCGCCUCCAUCUUGGUGAACUUCAUCCUCUUCAUUUGCAUCAUCCGAAUCCUAGUUCAGAAACUUCGGCCCCCAGAUGUUAUGAAGAGCAACAACAGCCCAUACUCGAGACUGGCCAAGUCCACACUUCUGCUCAUCCCCCUGUUCGGAGCACACUACAUCAUGUUUGCCUUCUUCCCCGAUGACUUUAAGCCCGAGCUGAAGAUGGUCUUUGAGCUCGUCGUGGGGUCCUUCCAGGGCUUUGUGGUGGCCAUCCUCUACUGCUUCCUCAAUGGCGAGGUGCAGGCGGAGCUGCGGAGGAAGUGGCGGCGCUGGCACCAGCAGGGCAUCCUGGGACUGGUCCCCCGCUACCAGCACCCCGGCAGCCACAGCAACGGCACCACGUGCAGCACGCAGGUGUCCAUGCUGACCCGCGUCAGCCCCGACGCCCCGCGCUCCUCCAGCUUCCAGGCCGAGGUCUCCGUGGUCUGAGCACCAGGCGCGCAGGAGCCAAGCGCGGCCCCGUGUCCAUCCACACUCAGCCACCCACCGAGUCUGGGGCACAGCCAGCCGCAGCCCU
Sorex fumeus (smoky shrew) is the source of this 1493-nucleotide messenger RNA. It is a transcript of the gene VIPR1, whose product is annotated as vasoactive intestinal peptide receptor 1. Gene Ontology annotation, molecular function: vasoactive intestinal polypeptide receptor activity; peptide hormone binding; G protein-coupled peptide receptor activity. Bases 38 to 1405 code for a protein of 455 amino acids. Gene Ontology annotation, cellular component: plasma membrane. The record is from RefSeq and is a predicted model, not a curated record. The transcript is spliced from 13 exons. Lineage: Eukaryota; Metazoa; Chordata; Mammalia; Eulipotyphla; Soricidae. Gene Ontology annotation, biological process: adenylate cyclase-modulating G protein-coupled receptor signaling pathway; cell surface receptor signaling pathway.